UCAUCUCUAGUUUGUUUCAAAAUAACAUUUUUAGAUAGAGAAUUUUGCUGCCUAAAACGUUUCUAAACAAAUAAAAGUGGUGAAAUAAAAACUGAAGCCUUUUGAUAAAGUUUUUGUUAGAAAAACUUUUUUCUUCAAGUGUGCCCGCUUUGGUUAAUUUGGUUUAAUGAACGUAAAUUAUCAAGUCAUUGAAAUUAUCAUUUUCGAGCUAAAAAAAAAAAUCUCAACUGCAAAUUUAAUUUGAGUUUAGCAAACAUUUUCAUACCCUGCUGAACUCGGGACAGCCUGCGUACACCGUGUUUUGCUAUCCAUUCAUGCCGACAGAGCCGGUAAAAUCUGCCGGCCGCCAUGAACCUGGAAUCAGUCCUAGUCGAGAUGUGGUCGGAUGCGCUCGCUGUUCGUCUUUCUACCGCACAUUCCGUGAGCGUACCACCGACAUUUACCGGCCGUUUCCUUUGACUCACCGCGAGUUGUUUUAUUUUCGUUAUCUCGAAGUGCGGGCUGUUGUUAUUGUUUAGGUUUAGUCCACGGUGCAUCUGUGCCAUAUCCAUCAUCAGCGGUCGUGCGGACAGACAGCAGAAGUCGACGACGGCUGAAAUGGGUGGCAUCGCGACGCUCCUUCCAUGCAUCCUCGGUGUACGGCUCUUGCAGCAACGCUGGAAGCGGUGUACAAAGCAGUAAAUUUACUGCUGCCGGCACUCCGUCACUCCGUCUAGUCGUUUAGUAGACUUUGAGCUGUACAUUAGGUUUCCAGUAGUAGCGAUCCGGUUAUGGAAAAAAGAGUCUGAAGUGAGUUUUUGGUUUGAGUACCAAACCAGCGUUACUCCACCAUCAAUUAGUAAAGUAGGCAGUAAAGUGAAGUGUGAGAAGUGGUCCACCACUGGUAUAAAAAAUAUAUGCGCUUUGUUUUGUUUGGUUUGGUUUAAUGGUUCGGCUGGGUGCAGUUUUGGCUGUUUUUCGAGCGUGCGCCAAGCAAAAAGCUUCCAGUAGUGUGAGAGGCGUCUCACACCUUUUGUAAGCGCAAAAUUUGAAUUUUUCGGCAAAAUAUUCACAUAGUAUACGUACUUUUCACGUGGGAGUUACGAGGAGAACUCGUAUUUGUAAGCACGGCUCGCCGUUGGCGAUGGCAAAAGUAUCACUUCAUCCAGUUAUGGCUGGAGAGGAUUACAGCAUCGCGACGGCCACCGUUACCGCCACCACCGCGGAAGAACGCGAUCCUGGGAAUGGCGAAUUGUUCGAUAUGUACGAGCUGCUCAGCAAUGCGGUAGACCGUGUGGGCGAAGAAUUUCGUCGGAACGAUCCGCUGCUGGAACGUUGGCCCGAGGGACUGGCGCUGUACGUUUAUAUCGGAUUUGUCGUUGGCGGAGGAAUCUUGCUGAACCUGAUUCUGGUUAAAGGAAUUCUGCAAGCAAAAUAUAGCGGUUCCUUAUACUUUGUUCUUCAAAUUGCCAUUCUGGACAUCUGCAGUCUUCUGAUCAGCAUCUGGGAGCUGUUCUAUAUUGUGCACCAGCGGUGGAUCUUCGAUUUGGAGCACUGCACAUUCUACAUCGGUUUCGAGUCGUUCACCAAUAUCGCCAUUGUGUACUUCAUUAUUGGCCUUAAUUUCCACUCGAUUUCAACGUACAACCUGGCCCAACAAAUAUCGACGACAUGCGAGGAUCUGACCAGUUCGUAUCAGGAAAGCAGCGAAAGCAGCGAAAGCAACUCGGACUACAUGAUAACCGAAGAACAUAACUACGAGGUGGCAACGGAGAAUAUCAUCCACAAGCGAUCGCUGACUAUCGACUAUCGCCACCGCAAAACCAACAUUUCUGUUCUUCUGCCAGUGAUGCUGAUAUGGUUUAUCGCCAUGUCGGAAUCAUUGCCGUUAUUUCUAUUUUCGGAUGUUACCAGUGCGAAUGAAGAUAGCCGGUUCUGUACAAUUCUCAUCAACGAUCGCACCAAUCACUACAUCAUCCAGUGGCUGAUCAUCGUCAUUCGAAUCGCCAUCCCGACCGUGACGCUGCUAGUGACCACCGUUAUGAUUAUUUAUAAGUUCUACCAGGGUCGUAGAUUUGUACAGCCAAACGAAAUCGAUGAAAACGUGUCGUUCAUUUUGAAGGUUGCCAUUUUUCUAUCGCUUACCUACGCGAUAUUUUCGAUACAAAAACUAUACGGGUCCCUGCUGUUUGAGGUUCUAUCUAAACCGAUCCUUAGGUAUAAGUAUCCCACGCUUGACAGGCAAACGGGAUUAAUUUUCACCUGCCUGCACUACUCUCUAUCCUUUAUCAGGCCCCUGGUGGUCAUCGUAUUGUGUAAACUCAAGCAUAACCAUGUCGAUAUUACGUUUUUAUACGGAAGCAGAAAGAAGAUAACUGAUAUGGCAUAAGCAAUAAAAUCAAUAGUU
Molecule: messenger RNA, 2386 nt
Organism: Wyeomyia smithii (pitcher-plant mosquito)
Lineage: Eukaryota; Metazoa; Arthropoda; Insecta; Diptera; Culicidae
Exons: 2
Coding region: 1124-2368 (414 amino acids)
Biological process (GO): G protein-coupled receptor signaling pathway
Cellular component (GO): membrane
Molecular function (GO): G protein-coupled receptor activity
Source: RefSeq, a predicted model, not a curated record